Messenger RNA from Gavialis gangeticus (Gharial), 3652 nucleotides. It is a transcript of the gene TTC39A, whose product is annotated as tetratricopeptide repeat domain 39A. The record is from RefSeq and is a predicted model, not a curated record. The transcript has 18 exons. Gene Ontology annotation, molecular function: protein binding. The coding region runs from base 106 to 1833 and encodes 575 amino acids. Lineage: Eukaryota; Metazoa; Chordata; Crocodylia; Gavialidae.
GUGUGACUGUCAUUCUGAGCUGGUUAAGUGGUGUUGCGUGCCUGCUGCUGCCAGGUGUUCUUUGCUGGUUGCUGCUGCUGAUUUAGGCACUGACUCAACACACCAAUGACUAUGUCAAAAGACACCGGAGACUUACUGGAAAGGUCAUCUAUGUCAGACCUGAAUGUGGCCCUGGAUGAAUGUUCAGCUGCUGUGGAUUUAUUUCUAAGCAACAAGUUCCCUGAUGCCCUUGCUUCUCUUCAAGCCAAAACUACGCACAGUAUGUAUCAUGCUCUGACGUAUGCCACCAUGCUGGAAAUGCAAGCUAUGAUGACCUUUGACCCUCAAGACAUAGUGAAUGCAGGAAACACAAUGAAAGAAGCUCAAGCCACCUGUCAAAAGUUUCGGAAGAAAUCCACUGUAGCGGAUUCCUUUAACAACCUUGUACAUAGACAGAAUCUCGAACACUUUACCGAAGAGGAAAUCCACGCAGAAAUUUGUUAUGCUGAAUGUUUACUUCAGAGAGCUGCCCUGACAUUCCUGCAGGAUGAGAACAUGGUUAGUUUUAUCAAAGGAGGCAUCAGAGUCAGAAACAGCUAUCAGACUUACCGGGAACUAGACAAUCUCAUACAGUCUCCAAACUAUGUGAAAGGAAAACACCAUCUCCAUUUUGAGGGAGGUGUGAAACUUGGAGUUGGAGCCUUUAACUUGACAUUAUCCAUGUUUCCUGCAAGGAUUCUGCGACUACUGGAAUUUGUUGGGUUUUCUGGAAACAAGGAACAUGGGCUGUUGCAGCUUCAAGAAGGAGCAUCCAUGUACAGCUUUAGGUCGGUGAUGUGUACAAUGUUGCUGCUGUGCUAUCAUACUUUCAUGACCUUUGUGUUGGGGACAGGGAAAGGAAACAUUGAAGAGGCAGAAAGACUGCUCAAGCCUUACCUGGCUCGUUACCCAAAAGGAGCCAUCUUCCUAUUUUUUGCAGGCAGGAUAGAAACACUAAAAGGAAAUAUUGAUACGGCAGUUAGUAGGUAUGAGGAAUGCUGUGAAGCUCAGCAGCACUGGAAGCAAUUCCAUCACAUGUGUUACUGGGAACUAAUGUGGUGCUUCACUUAUAAACGCCAGUGGAAGAUGGCAUACUUCUAUGCUGAUCUGCUCAGCAAAGAGAAUACUUGGUCAAAGGCUACAUAUGUUUACAUGAAAGCUGCCUAUCUCAGCAUGUUUGGACCAGAUGACUACAAGCCUUUUGGGGAGGAUGAAGUUGAACUGUUUAGAAGUGUGCCUGGUUUGAAACUGAAAAUCGCAGGGAAGUCGCUGCCUACGGAGAAGUUUGCCAUUCGGAAAUCUCGACGCUACCUUCCCUCAAAUGCCGUCCCUUUGCCUGUGCCAGCUCUGGAAAUGAUGUAUAUCUGGAAUGGUUAUGCUGUAAUUGGAAAAUGUCCUGACCUAACAGAAGGCAUGUUGGAGACUUUAACCAAGGCAGAAGCAUCAUUAGCAGGCCAACCAGCUACAGAAUUACUACCAGAUGACCAGUGUUUAAUAAAGCUGUUGAAGGGUUUAUGUCUCAAGCACUUGGGCAAGAUUUCAGAGGCUGAAGAUCAUUUUACCUACAUCCAUAUGAAUGAAAAGAAGAUAAAAUACGACCACUAUCUAAUUCCAAAUGCCCUGCUUGAGCUUGCUGUGCUGUACCUAGACAAUGGCAGGAAAGAAGAAGGAGUAAAGUUACUGGAAAAAGCCAAACAAAAUUACAAGAAUUAUUCCAUGGAAACGAGGACACAUUUCAGAAUUCAAGCUGCCUUGCACCAAGCCAAAUCAGUCCCAGAAAAUGGAAUGCAUUCCGGAGCCUCGGCAGUGUUGUAACAUUUCCUUCUUCGAUGGAGUUUGCCUACAGACUUUGAAACAAAAAAUUACCAAGACGUCAGGGUGAAUUUUUUUUCCCUGUUUCAAUCUCAAGCCUGUGUUGAGAGAGCGGGACAUUUGAAACUUUAAAUUGAAUCUGGUACUGUACAUCACAGUGGGGAAAAAAUCCAAAUUGAAUGCUAACUUCUAGCAAAGAUGUCUUUUCCCUGCGUGGCUUUUAGCAUCCAUGUCUGUGUAAUUCAUCAUUCAUUUGUGUAUCUGAUUUUUAACCGUUUACAGAUUUGCUUAGUAUGCUGGAAUAUGAAACGAGACAAUGAAACGAGCCUUUUUAGGUUCGUUGGCUUUUGAUCUUUUAUUAAUGUCUGUCUGAAUUCACACUGCUGCUGUCGUAAGAAAGGAAAUGCCAGUCUCUGAGCCGGUUAGUUGGAAUAGUGUGAGGAAAUCCAAGGCCAGUUUUUUCAGAUUAGUUUAAGGAGCACAACAGUGAGGAGGUUUUGAAUUUCAGGCAUGUCCAGUUCUUCGUGCAAAGCCCUUUACCAGCUUUUCUCUGCAAUAAUUUUCUAGCUGCCAAAACAAACUUGCUAGUAAAACCCAUUAAGAAACUUCUCUCUUAAGCAAGUCAUUUUUUUUAAAUCUGUCUGUCUGCUACCCUUUUUGGAGACUGGAUAAUUUACGGCAUAUCAAGAGUUUUAGGGAAAAGCAAAUGAAGAUGACAGUGGAAAAGAUCAUUUCUCCUCCUUCAGCGACAUUUAAAAUGACAAGAGGGCUUUAAGAAACAAACCUGUAUCCUUUACAGAUGGACCAUGUUUUGUUAAAUCUGAGUCCUUGAAGGUCACUUAAGAAACUCAGUAUUUGUUCUACUGUUUGUUCAGCAGCACAGAACGCAUUUGCUGAUAAACUCGUUCCCAGAAUCCUGGUUCUUGGGCUCUCAGAACUGACGUUUCCAAGGCUAAAGGGAUUACACAGUAGUUUUUCUGCUCUAGGAAGCUUGGGCUGGAGCAAAACUUCUCUGUAAUUCUUCCUCGGUUACAAAAGGGAGCAGCAGUGCUUCAGUCUUAAUGUCCCCCUCCCUGUCCCCCCAUCACUCCCCACCCCCCUCCCAUGUCUGCAUCUCCAUAGACGACUUGGCCGUGACUCUUGAAGGCAGGGCAAGGGACUAGCCCCUCAGCCAGGCCUUGUCUGCUGUAGAAUUGUUGGUUUUCUGCACAAAAGGCAAGGUUAGAGUUAACCUGGUUUGAGGUGAACCCUGCCUUCUCCCAGGGGUUUUGUGUUGGGAGGGAAAGACAUGUUUUUGCAGGUGAGCUGCCUACCACCAGGAUUGCCAGGGAUGAGAGGAGGGCCUCUAAGCUCCACAGCCCCUCUCUCUGAAGGUAGGCUCUUCAGGAAGGCUUAUGUCCCCGAACAUCACCAAGGGGAAUAUUCCCUCCUCUUUGGUCCAGGGAUGGGGGGAGGUUCCCCAUAAGAGAAAGGGAGUCUUGACAGAUUCUCUUCCUCUUCCAGAGAUGUGAAAUACUUUCCUAAAGCAAAUUAAUAUUGUAGGGGCAGAACCACCUCUUUCCCCAACCCUGAUUGCUUGACAACUUUCAGGUUGGACGCCUACAGCAAACGCAGCCUUUGUAAAAACCUCCCCCAUUUAGAAGCACAGGUGCAGAAUGCGCUUCCUCAAAAAGCCGCGUUACCAGCUCUACAUGAUCACAACAGUCCACCUGGGGCAGUCAGUUACUGUUUACAUAUUAUGCAUCAAAAGUGAAAUGGAAAAAGCAGAGACUUUGCUGUUUCUUAUAUUUGUAUAUAAUAAACAGAGUUUUGUUCCACUUCA